Messenger RNA from Talaromyces proteolyticus, 1275 nucleotides. RefSeq names its product sn-1,2-diacylglycerol cholinephosphotransferase. The record is from RefSeq and is a predicted model, not a curated record. Bases 1 to 1275 code for a protein of 424 amino acids. The transcript has 3 exons. Gene Ontology annotation, biological process: phospholipid biosynthetic process. Gene Ontology annotation, cellular component: membrane. NCBI's taxonomy places the organism in Eukaryota, Fungi, Ascomycota, Eurotiomycetes, Eurotiales, Trichocomaceae. Gene Ontology annotation, molecular function: phosphotransferase activity, for other substituted phosphate groups.
AUGCCGAGGCUUUUCAAGAUGGUUCAAGAGACCCAAAACACACUCACAGACGAAUACCUCCUUCCUCUCAAAUCCUACAAAUAUUCCAGUGUGGACAAGUCUUUCAUCUCCAGAUACAUCCUCAAACAUUAUUGGAAUGCCUCGGUUGAACUCCUCCCACUAUGGAUGGCACCCAAUAUGGUGACCCUAUUGGGUUUCUUCUUCAUUAUUGGGAAUGUUGCUUUUGUAACCAUCUUUGUGCCUGACCUGGUUGGCCCCGGGCCAACAUGGGUCUACUUCAGUUUCGCCAUCGGUGUCUGGAUGUAUUCGACUUUGGAUAAUAUCGACGGAAAACAAGCUCGUCGGACAGGUACCUCAAGCGGACUAGGCGAGCUCUUCGAUCAUGGUAUCGAUUCUUUGAACUGUACUCUUGCUAGUUUGCUCGAGACGGCCGCAAUGGGGCUGGGUGCUACACAACUCGGCGCCUUCACCGCUCUAGUUCCGUGCUUGCCUAUGUUUUUCUCAACAUGGGAGACUUUCCACACACAUACCUUGUAUCUCGGCUACUUUAAUGGACCAACUGAAGGCUUGCUCAUUGCCAUCGGAAUCAUGAUUGCGUCCGGCAUCUACGGCCCUCAGAUCUGGCGCAACCAAGUGACUGAUGUUUUCGGACAUCCCGAGAUCUUCGGAACGAAUACCUUCUUGGACUUUUGGGUGGGUAUCGUCUUUGGAUCAUUUAUGGUUGCACAUCUACCAGCAUGUGUCUACAAUGUUGCGCAGGCCCGCAGACGCCAGGGCUUACCAGUAUUACCAAUCUUCCUAGAAUGGACCCCUAUUCUUGUCUUUACAGGCUCGGUCUUGGGCUGGCUAUUCUCCCCAUACUCGACUCUGCUAUCGAACAACCACCUGGUCCUCUUUUGCAUCGUCAUGUCGUUUGUUUUUGGCCGCAUGACUACGAAAAUCAUACUGGCCCAUUUACUCAAACAACCAUUCCCAUACUGGACGGUCAUGUUGGUCCCAUUAAUCGGGGGUGCCAUCCUCGCUAAUCUGCCUCGCAUCGGCCUCCCCGCUAUCGGCGCUACAUUUGAGCUCUGGUACCUUCGAUUCUAUCUCCUUUUUGCCUUUACCGCAUACAUGCACUGGGCAUUCCUUGUGAUUAACCGGAUCACGACAUUCCUCGGCAUCAAUUGUUUAACGAUCAAAGAAAAUAAAUCAACUGCCAGGGACACUGUCUAUCGCAAUUUUGGUGAUGUCAAGCCUAAUGGCGACGGCAAGACCGGCUUGAAGCAUCACUGA